Messenger RNA from Pelodiscus sinensis (Chinese soft-shelled turtle), 3840 nucleotides. RefSeq names its product cell division cycle 5 like (gene CDC5L). NCBI's taxonomy places the organism in Eukaryota, Metazoa, Chordata, Testudines, Trionychidae. Gene Ontology annotation, biological process: regulation of transcription by RNA polymerase II; mRNA splicing, via spliceosome. Gene Ontology annotation, cellular component: spliceosomal complex; Prp19 complex. The record is from RefSeq and is a predicted model, not a curated record. Gene Ontology annotation, molecular function: DNA-binding transcription factor activity, RNA polymerase II-specific; RNA polymerase II transcription regulatory region sequence-specific DNA binding.
CCGCCCACUAGCGGGCGCCGCGUGCCCUCUCAACGCGCCUGCGUGCAGCUUCGAGCCACGAGCUAACGGCCCGUCGGCUCGGAGUUUUGACACAUUCCCUCCGCCCUCGCCCCCACGGCGCCUGCGCAGGAUCUCAACCGCCCGUAGCGCGAAGAGGGGUGUCUCUACCGCGCCUCCGCCGACUCUUUUCUUCUGGAGCCCGCUCGCCUCCGCCGCCAAGAUGCCGCGGAUUAUGAUCAAAGGGGGCGUGUGGCGAAACACCGAGGAUGAAAUUCUUAAAGCAGCUGUGAUGAAAUAUGGCAAAAACCAAUGGUCUCGUAUUGCUUCCUUGUUACACAGAAAAUCAGCAAAACAAUGCAAAGCCAGAUGGUACGAGUGGCUGGAUCCAAGUAUCAAAAAGACAGAAUGGUCACGGGAAGAAGAGGAGAAACUUUUACACUUGGCCAAGCUAAUGCCAACCCAGUGGAGGACCAUUGCUCCAAUCAUUGGAAGAACAGCUGCACAGUGCUUGGAACAUUAUGAAUUUCUGUUAGAUAAAGCUGCUCAGAGAGACAAUGAGGAAGAAACUGCAGAUGAUCCCAGAAAACUGAAACCAGGAGAAAUUGAUCCAAAUCCAGAAACCAAACCAGCCCGGCCAGAUCCCAUUGACAUGGAUGAAGAUGAACUUGAAAUGCUGUCUGAAGCUAGAGCGCGUUUGGCUAAUACUCAGGGGAAGAAGGCCAAGAGAAAAGCAAGAGAGAAGCAGCUGGAAGAAGCUAGACGUCUUGCUGCUCUCCAGAAGAGAAGGGAACUUAGAGCUGCAGGGAUAGAGAUCCAGAAGAAAAGGAAAAAGAAGAGAGGAGUGGAUUACAAUGCAGAAAUCCCAUUUGAAAAGAAGCCUGCUCCAGGCUUUUACGAUACAUUGGAGGAAAACUAUCAGGCGCUGGAUGCGGACUUCAGGAAGCUACGUCAGCAAGACCUGGAUGGAGAAUUAAGAUCAGAGAAGGAAGGAAGGGAGCGUAAAAAAGACAAGCAGCAUAUGAAACGGAAGAAAGAAUCCGACUUGCCUUCAGCUAUUCUUCAGACCAGUGGAGUGUCAGAGUUUACUAAAAAAAGAAGCAAACUAGUGCUUCCAGCACCCCAGAUUUCAGAUACAGAACUCGAGGAAGUAGUGAAAGUAGGCCAGGCCAGCGAGAUCGCACGUCAGACAGCUGAAGAAUCUGGAAUUACUAACUCUGCCUCCAGCACCCUUUUGUCUGAAUACAAUGUCACCAACAACAGCAUCGCCCUUAGAACACCCAAAACGCCAGCAGCACAGGACAGGAUCCUGCAGGAAGCCCAGAACUUGAUGGCUCUGACGAAUGUUGACACCCCCCUGAAAGGUGGUCUUAAUACCCCCCUCCAUGAGAGUGACUUUUCUGGAGUGACUCCCCAGAGACAAGUUGUUCAGACUCCAAAUACAGUGCUUUCUACACCCUUCAGGACACCAUCUCACGGAGCAGAAAGUUUGACCCCUCGUGGUGGAAUAACUCCUAAACCAGUGGUUGGAGCAACUCCAGGUAGGACUCCAUUGAGAGAUAAAUUGAACAUCAAUCCAGAAGAGGGAAUGACAGAUUUCAAUGAUCCAUCUCAUGCAAAACAACUGGAAAGAGAGACUCGUGAGCAUCUGCGUCUAGGGCUUAUGGGCCUUCCUGCCCCAAAGAAUGACUUUGAGAUUGUUUUACCGGAAAAUGCAGAGAAGGAACUUGAGGAACAUGAAACGGAUGAUACCUAUAUAGAAGAUGCUGCUGAUGUGGAUGCUCGUAAACAGGCGAUUAGAGAGGCAGAGCGUGUAAAGGAGCUAAAGCGGAUGCACAAAGCUGUUCAGAAGGAUCUGCCAAGGCCCGCAGAAGUGAACGAAACGAUUCUGAGACCUUUGAACGUAGAGCCUCCUCUCACAGACUUGCAGAAAAGUGAAGAGUUGAUAAAGAAAGAGAUGAUCACCAUGCUUCAUUUUGAUCUGCUGCAUCACCCAUAUGGAGAGCAGCCAGGGGCCAAAAAGGGGAAAGGCCCAGGAUUUGGAACCAACAGUGCAGAGCAUAUGACAUACCUUGAACAAAAUCAGUAUGAGAAGUACUCCAAAGAGGAACUCAAGAAGGCCCAGGAUAUAUUGGCACAAGAGAUGGAAGUGGUAAAGCAAGGAAUGGGACAUGGAGAGCUCUCAAGUGAGGCUUAUAACCAGGUGUGGGAAGAAUGCUAUAGCCAGGUUUUGUACCUACCAGGACAGAACCGCUACACACGAGCUAACUUGGCCAGCAAAAAAGACAGAAUAGAAUCACUUGAAAAAAGGCUUGAGAUAAACAGAGGACACAUGACCACAGAAGCUAAGAGGGCUGCCAAGAUGGAAAAGAAGAUGAAGAUUUUGCUUGGUGGUUACCAGUCUCGGGCAAUGGGGCUCAUCAAACAGUUAAGUGAUUUGUGGGACCAGAUUGAACAAGCUUAUCUCGAGUUACGUACUUUUGAGGAGUUAAAGAAACACGAAGAUGCUGCCAUUCCCAGGAGACUAGAGUGUCUAAAAGAAGACGUGCAGCGGCAGCAAGAGCGAGAGAAGGAGCUCCAGCAGAGAUUCGCAGACUUUAUGCUGGAUAAGGAGACUUUUCAAUCAAAAUAUUGAAGCACAAAAUUACUUGGUUGUUCGAUAUAGCAUAUUUCAAAUGCACGGAUACUUCUCCCGCAUCUUGCCAUCCAUGUCUCAGAAAUCAAGUGUAGGUAAAUUUGCAACUCUUCGCAACUCCUGUUUUUUAUAAAUGGACUGUCAUUGUACUAAAAGUUCUAGGUGUGAACUUCAUUCAGUAUUAGAGAUUUGGAUUUAAAUGUCCAGGGCUUUGAUAUUAAAAGAAGAAAUCACACUGGGAUUUUUUUUAGACAUGUUGUUGUUUGCUAGGUUUAUUGCUGAUUCACGCACCUAGUGACUUACCAUUCUUAAGAUCUUCCCAAUGAGAUCUGCAGUAUAUGUGCUUGUGAAUAAUGUCUCUUGAAUAAACCUGUAAUGUAAAGAAAUAUAUAAAAAGAAAUGUUUGUCUCUGACUUGGAAUGGAAUCUUAAAAAGAAGUAAAGAAAGAAAUGUCUGUUUCAUGCUAAUGGGAAAACCUUUCUUUUAAUUAGUUGUGAAAUAAUUAAGGCUUAUGCUCUUACCAAUAACACAUGUGCCCUAUAACUAAACUACAUAAACAUAGGAAGGGAGGACUUCCCUGGGUUAUCCAGUCCAAUCUACUGCUAUUAUAGGCAAGCCACAUAAAACUAAAGAAUCCCAGUAUUUUUAAUGUCUGGAUAGCCAGUGUGAUGAUACUGCUACACAAAAGGAUUGAAGAAAUAAGGUUAGCUUUACCUUUCCCACUGAGGAGUAGGAUGUUUUUUUCAAAAACACUCUGCAUUGGUCUGGCUGCUCCCAUCAACAUUAAUGGGAAUUUUACCUCUGAUUUCAGAGUUAGGACAGUUUUGAUAACUUUUGAAAAUUCCACUGUAAUAGUAUCGCUCCUCUUGGAUUAGCUGACAACUGAUUUAUUGAAUGAAACCCUAGCCUACUUUUUGGCUCUGUAAACUGGGUCACAAGGCUGAAGCAGCCUAAAGAGGUUAUGAAGGCACUUGAUCUAGUUAGGGAAGAACCUGAGGAAAGCAGCCAGAGGCUGCCUUGUCAGGAUCCCUAACACGCACUAGUAUAGAUGGCAUGUUGAGGGCAGGAGAGUAUAACUGGGCUAUGAUCACAGAACUGUAGAGAUCCUGGGCAGUACUACUGACUAUAGGCAGCCAGGCUCAGGGCUAACACUGAAAGUUGCUUCAACCACCCCCCUUCCCUCCCCCAAGUAGCCCAGAACUAUGAGA